Linum trigynum is the source of this 399-nucleotide messenger RNA. NCBI's taxonomy places the organism in Eukaryota, Viridiplantae, Streptophyta, Magnoliopsida, Malpighiales, Linaceae. The record is from the annotation of a GenBank genome assembly.
AUGCGACAAAAAACAGAGCAGGAAAAAGAAAUUACAGCAGGCAAAGCAGAUACAGACGGAAAAUCUAGUCAACUGCGAAUUUCUUCCAUCCCGAAGAGAACUGGAAUCUCGACGUCAGCCGCAUUCCUCAUUCAUGCACGCAAGUCAACGGAUUCACAGCCGGACGACGGGCUAAACGGAAAAAUGAGACACCGGGGACAAAGAAUGAGAGGAAGCAGAGGGAACAGCCGGAGGUUGUUCGCCUACCUGAUCGACAAGAGAUCCAACCGGCGAGCGACGGCGCUGAGGAGAGCCUUGCCAGAGCAAUUCGAAGAAGGGAGAGCUGCAAGGAACCCAAGGGAGGGAUUGCGGAGGUUUUGGAAAUCCAGAGGGAAAAUGCUUCACACUCGGACUAUAUAG